GCCAGGACACCUCUGCCUGUGUGUGUUGGGCACGGGUGGGGAUUGGUUUGGGUGUGGGGCCAACUGAGUCAGAGAUACAGGCAUAGACAAAUCAUAGUAGAGUCAGAAAAACCUGAGCUUGAAUCUUGGCUCCCAAACCUAUUGGCUAUGUGACCUUGUCAUGUUGCUUAACUUCUCUGAACCUGUUUCCUAAUCUUUGAAAUGAAAAUAAUAUUAUUUGCUUCAUAAGAGCACUAUGAGUAUUCACUGAGAAAAUGUGUCUAGAGCUGUGUCUGGUACAUAGGAUAUCCAUAGUAAGUGGUAAAUAUAAUAAUUAUUGCUAGACAGAGAAAGAAGCAUCAAGAAGUAUAGAGAAAUAAAAAACAGACCUCACUGGCCUGUGGGAAGGUUGCCCUCUACUGAGCAUGUGGCUAAAGCCUGAAAGGGUAAGAGUAAUUAUAGCAGAGGUAAUAAUAGUAGGCACCAUUUAGUGCACAUCUACCAUGGGGCAGAUGGUGGGAGGCACUUUACGUUUAUUAUUUCAAGGAAUCACACACAGCAGCCCUACUAAAGAAGGCGGCUCAGGGAAGACCACACAGAUGCAAGUCCCAGACCGGAGAAUUCUGCCCAGGUCCACCCUCCCCAAGGCCUGCAGGCUGAGCACAGGGGCCCAUAACAGCCCCCCAUGGACAGCUCCCCUCCACCCUCCCAGAGGCUUUCUUUCCCAUACUUAUCUCUUAUCCUGCCCUGGGAGCUCCAGCCCCGCCUGGCCUGUGGCCACACUCCUGCCUGGCCCCCAUGAGGUAGCAGAAGAGGAGGAGACAGAGAGCUUGGGUGGGAGGGGAGACCAGGGGAACAUCUAUCUCCUGGAGCUGCAGCUGAGGAGGCAGGUGGCAAAUAGUUUCCCCCUUCCCCAAGGAAGCGUGUGCCUUGGCUGAGGCUGUGGGUGUGCAGGAUGAUGUUCUGGAGGGAGCAUGAACUUCCUGGGUAGGAUGGGAGUAAGAAACAGUCAGGGAGAGCAGCAUAGAGAGGAGAAGUACGGAUGAGGACACAAAACCAGCGUAGAGACCUGUAAACCGCAGUGCUAGAGCAGGAAAGCACCUGCCCACAGAGGUAGCUGCUUGGCUGAGUGGGGAGAAGGAGGCAAGGUGGAGUCCAGGGAGCAGAAUGAGGUGUGGAGUGAGCAGCAGAAGAGCUGAGUGGGCCCUGUCACUGCAGCACACUGGACCCGUGCUGUGGCUGAGGAGAUGCAGAAGGAAGUGUCCACCGGGGCCCUCCACAGCCCAGGGCUGGGGUGGCACAAAGCAGGGGAACUGCUGUAGCCUCCAACCCCUUCCUUGGGUAUACCUGGGGCUUAAAGGAUGAGUCUGUGGGUGGGUAGCUGGGUCUGAUUCUGGCCGACAAGGUGGGCUGGGCCACAGGGGGAAAAAUGGUAGACAGGAAGCAGGUACCUGUGAGCAUCAGGAGUGAGCCUCAUGUGGUACCUGACCGGGAGUAGCCCUAAGUCCAGAGAAAAGCCCCUUUCUCCAGCCCGGGGUCAACAGCCCCUUCAGAGGCUAAGGCAUGAGCUGUGGCCUACCAGCUCCCAAUCCCUGGACCCUCUGGAACCCCACCGAGAGGCAGCAGGGUCUCCCCGUGUCAUAGCCACCAUCAGGCCACCAGCUCCCUGGCGCUGGGCUGCGAGGCACUUGCUGACCACCAGAGGGCGCCAUCACCCCACGCCAAGCUCCACAGGCCUGAGCCCCAUCAGGCAGCCUGACCCAGCCCAACUUGUCCUGCCUAGAGCUGGUGCAGCCCCACCUAGUGGCUCCAGACUUGGGCUUUCCUGGGACCUGGAGCAUCCUUCUUCCCACCACACUACAGUCUCUUCCCUGUAGUAACUGCACAUCCAGACACUCCUCUCUCCUUGGAUCAGCCUCCUAGAGAAUCCUAAAAGUCAGGCAUGCCAGGACCUUUAGCAUAGGGAAGAGAAACUGUGGUCCAGAUAGGAGUGAAGACUUCCUCCAGGCCACAGAAUGAGUUCUGGCAAAGUCCCAAGGGAGCCCAGCUCUCAUUUCCCUCCCUGUAAAGUUCUCUCGCCACUAUUUCAGGUAGCUUCCCAUCUUUGGGACAGGGAGGUGCUUAUCGGGCCAAGAGCCUUUAAUCCCAAAGAGAUGCCAGGCAGAGCAGAGGCCAGGGUGAGGGAUGUGGGUGGGGAGGUGGCCCACAGGACUGCUGCUUCAGUCCACGUGGCCUGGGUCUGCUCUCAGGCCCCACCCCCACAGGCUCCAAGGUAAGGACCUAGAAUUCUAGCCGCUUCACAGCAUCUGUGUUCUGGGCAGAACUUACUGCAGGCUCUGUUCUGCUCCCGAGCUGAGUCCCACCCCUGCACCCACUCCCCCAUUCCUGGCCCCAGAUCAUGCCCUAGGUAGGUGGCAGGCCAUUCAGCCUGCCCUGAGAGGUCACAGUGGGGAAUGAGGGGGAAAGCUGGGCCUUCACUUCCGCCCUGCACAUCAGCCAGCCACUGGGUGAGCUUGGUCAAGCCAGGGGCCUCUUGGGUACCCGUUUCCCUUUCUGGUCCUGGCCCCUCCUAUCAAAGGGAAAAGAUGUUCUUCCCAGUCUGCACCUUCCCUAGUUACUGGCUGAAGGGGUCAGGGACAGUUGGCCAAGAGAGGCCCUCCUUCCCAACACAGCCCCAGGCCCAUGUUCUGGUGCCACUGACACCCCAGCUCUGCAGGGUCUCGAAUGCUGUCAGCCAGCUGAUGCCCGACACAACCCACCCCACGCACGGGAAGCCGGACAUACAGCACUGCUGGCCCGAAUCGUGGGGAAUGGACUCGCUACAGAAGCAGGACCUCCGGAGGCCUAAGAUCCAUGGGGCACUCCGGGUGUCCCCCUACCAGCCGCCCACACUGGCUUCGCUGCAGCGCUUGCUAUGGGUCCAUCGGGCUCCCAUGCUGAACCACGUCGACGAGGUCUGGCCCAACCUCUUCCUGGGAGAUGCGUACACAGCCCGGGACAAGAGCAAGCUGGCUCAGCUGGGCAUCACCCAUGUUGUAAAUGCUGCUGCAGGCAAGUUUCAAGUGGACACAGGUGCCAAAUUUUACCGAGGAAUGCCCUUGGAGUACUAUGGCAUUGAGGCUGAUGACAACCCCUUCUUUGACCUCAGUGUCUACUUUCUGCCUGUUGCUCGGUAUAUCCGAACUGCUCUCAGUGUUUCCCAAGGCCGUGUCCUGCUACACUGUGCCAUGGGGGUAAGCCGCUCCGCUACGCUUGUCCUGGCCUUCCUCAUGAUCUGCGAGAACAUGACACUGGUAGAGGCCAUCCAGACAGUGCAAGCCCACCGCGACAUUUGCCCCAACUCGGGCUUCCUCCGACAGCUCCAGGUUCUGGACAACCGACUGGGGCGGGAGAUGGGGCGGCUCUGACCUGGCAGGCAGCCAGGAGCCCUGACCCUCCAUCCAGCAUGGCCCAAACUGAUCCGCCUGGAUCUGGGGACAGCAGCCUCUGCUGUUCCCUGUGACCCUGAGAUGUAAACAGCAAGUGGAGACUUAGCUGAGGCAAAGGCAGGGAUGGCUGGGUCGUAACCUUUAGCAGGUGAAUUUCCCUGACCCAAUCCAGAGAUUCUUUAUGCAAAAGAAAGUUCAGUCUGUCUCUAUAAUAAAAGGUUCAUCAUACUUAAAGA
Nycticebus coucang (slow loris) is the source of this 3643-nucleotide messenger RNA. It is a transcript of the gene DUSP13B, whose product is annotated as dual specificity phosphatase 13. Gene Ontology annotation, molecular function: protein tyrosine/serine/threonine phosphatase activity; MAP kinase phosphatase activity. The record is from RefSeq and is a predicted model, not a curated record. Gene Ontology annotation, biological process: protein dephosphorylation; negative regulation of MAPK cascade. Lineage: Eukaryota; Metazoa; Chordata; Mammalia; Primates; Lorisidae. The transcript is spliced from 4 exons. Bases 2433 to 3386 code for a protein of 317 amino acids. Gene Ontology annotation, cellular component: cytoplasm.